Melanotaenia boesemani (Boeseman's rainbowfish) is the source of this 2368-nucleotide messenger RNA. RefSeq names its product transcription elongation factor A N-terminal and central domain-containing protein. The transcript has 3 exons. NCBI's taxonomy places the organism in Eukaryota, Metazoa, Chordata, Actinopteri, Atheriniformes, Melanotaeniidae. Gene Ontology annotation, biological process: DNA-templated transcription. The coding region runs from base 447 to 1421 and encodes 324 amino acids. Gene Ontology annotation, cellular component: nucleus. The record is from RefSeq and is a predicted model, not a curated record.
GCUUCAACAAAAGUUUAUCAGAAAAGGAAAAAUAUUAUGAUCAGUCACAGCAGACAUAACAGCAACUGCUUUCUGUGAUUUCAUGUUUGGGGAGUUUCAUUUCCUGCCUGAGGUGAAGCGAGAAGGUUAAUAAGUACAAAUUCAAGUCUGUGCCACUUUGUGUAGUUUAUAAGCUCCAAAAUAGAAAGCGAAGAAGCACUGAAACCUUGCAGUGCAUCAGUCAAAACAGGAUGAACCAUGUGGCAGAAGCUGAGGGGAGAAAAAGUCAACUCUAGUCAUGUGUGAUCACUGUCAAGGUUUUUGAAGGGUGGUGUUGCUCCAUCUAGGGGUAUAUUGAAGUAAUUCCCUUCUUUGGAGACAAAAUCAAGAUGGCUGCUCCCAUGCAGACGUUUUUGAGGUUGCUAUUAGCAAGAAGAAGCUGCAAACUAUAAAAGCUAUCAGCAGCAAUGGAUGCAAAAGAAAUAGUCCACUGUGCGCUUCAAAUAGAAAAGUUCACAACAGACAGAAGCUAUGGGAACAUCAUGACCCUCCUUGAUGACCUUGAGAAGUCUCAUGUUACAGCAGAGCAACUGGAAACAACAGACAUUGUCAAGGCUCUCUACAGGCUCCUGAAAACCUGCGCAGACAAUAACCUGAGAAAGACGGUCAAGAACUUGUUGUCAAAGUGGAAGAAACAAUACAGUAAAGACAGGAGAGGAGUAAAGUGUUCAGAUGGGAGUAAGGAUACUAAGCUCUGCAGUGCUACAGAGAUUGGAGAUGGUGGUAUUUUUAAACAGGGAAAUUCCCAGUCAGGCUCAUCACAAGCAAGCAACACUGGGGAGGAAAGGGAAACCGCUGCCCUCCAGAAUCAUACUCCCACUGCAGAAAGAAUAAUGGCUUCUUCUGACUCUGUGAGAACAAAAUGUGUUCAGCUUCUCCUUGCUGCCCUCUGCCUCAAACCUUGUGAUCAAGACAACAGAGCAGACCUGGCUGAAAACAUCGAGCAUCAUAUCCACGAGCUCCACAGAACCAAUCAGGUGAAAUACAAAAGAUGUAUAAGGAGCAAGGUGGCAAACCUGAGAAACCCCAAAAAUAGUCAUUUACGUCAGGGUCUCCUGAGCGGUUCACUGCUCCCAGAGGUCUUCGCCCGGAUGUCUGCAGAGGAGAUGGCCAAUGCAGAGCUCCGGCAGCUGCGAGAGGAGUACUCAUCUCAGGGUGUUAGUGAAAGGCAGCUUCCACAAGGGGUAGAGGGGACGCAGACGCAGAAGAUUCGCUGCAAAAGGUGCGAAGGGUCAGACUGCAGAGUGAAGCAGAUGUCCAGAGGUGCCCUUUUCUUGCCUGCAUGGGUGAGGCGAGGGGGCCCUGAUGAGGAUGCAAUGACUUUUGUGACCUGUAAUGGUUGUGGGCAGCAGUGGUAUCAUAGUGGCUGGAUCUGCCUCUAAAUCCAAAAGCAAGGUUAAUUAACAUGGACAAACACUGAAAUGAUAACCAAGAAUUUUUAGCAAGAUUGAUAACUAUCUAAUGAUUGUCUGUUAUCGUUGUUUUAACUCUCCUUGUCAAGAAUGUUCAAAAUAUGGCUCAGUUUGUUACAAAUGAUGGACUUUGUGACCAGUUGGCCUGCCUUGAAUGCACAUAUUGUUUAUGACUUUCAGUAGAUAUUCACUGAUUUUAUUUAGUGCCCAUCAUCCUUUUAAAUUAAUUUACUUGACAUAUUGUUUUAGUAAACCAAAAGUCUAAACCACAAAGUGUACUAUCUUGGAACACUCAAAAAGCAAGAUAAUAUAUUAUUUUAAGGACCUGGAACAGUUGGUUUUGUUAUUAAACCUGUCGUCGAUUUGCUGUCAUUUAAGUAGGUUUUCCUAAUUUGCUUUCUGUUAAAUUAUCUACAACAGAAUUUAGUAAUGUGACCAAAAAUAAAUGCUGUAUCUGCCUUUGACAUUAAUAUAUAGGACAGAAAGAAAAGAAUAAAAACAAUCAGCUUAUUCUACUUCUUCCUAAUUCUCUUAAUCCUAGUUGCAAGAAUCCACUGUGCCUGAGUAAAGUCAACUAGUCAGAGAAAGAAGUCAUUAGGUUCACGCUUUGGCACAUGAGCGAGCUGGAGGCAAAAGCAUUUCAGCUGGAGGAGCCUGCAUCUUAAAGAAAGCCAUGAUUUUUUAAGAACAACAACAGUCUAUGGUGUCAUUAAUUGGGGCUUUGGAGCAGAGCUAAAGCACAGCAGAGAGGGAGGUGGGAUCAGGAAUGAAGUUGUAUUCAAUCACAUUUUUCAUCCAACUUUUCAUCUUCUAAAUUGAGGAUCACCAACUCUGGACCUCUUGAGCCAGUGUCCUGCUGGUAUUCGAUAUGUCCAUACUGCAGCACACCGGAUAAUGGGUCGUUAAGAGGCUGGUGC